GCUCGUGGGAGAUUGCGGGGAAAGGAAGGGAAGGAAGGGAAGGAAGGGAGGUCUGGACUGGGGCAUGGGAAGGGCGGUGAGAAGGGGAAGGGCGGUGACAAAAGGGAGGGGAAGCGUGAAAGCGUACCUGUACCGAAUGGGAGAGGAGGAGCGGAGCGCAGUCAGCAUGCUCCAAUGUACGAGAUCAAGCCUCUGAGGUUGCUGAGGCACCGACACAAGAAGCGACGCAGCUAUGCGGAUAUUUUGGAGGAAGAGGGGGAGGAGGAGAACCGCGAGGAGGGGGUUGGGGAAGGGGGCAUGGAGGAAGGGGGCGGGCAGGUAAAAGGAGAGGCAGGGCAGGUUAAAGGAAAAGCAGGGCAGGUUGAAACCAUGGGUGACGGGAGGGGUAAGGGAACCGGGGGGUCAAAGAAAGGGAGGGAGGGCAUGUGGAAACUCAAGGUUGUGGAGUGGGAUGCCAAUGGUUUUGAGAGUACUGAAACGGCUGACGGUGCAAGUGCUGGUGGCGGCUUUAGUGCCGGUGGGUUAGGUGGUGGUCCUGCUGCUGGUCAUGGUGCUGUUGCAGCUAGUGCUGGGGAUGCUUGUAAAGAGGAUGCUGGUAACGAGGGUAGCAAUGGUGACGUUGAGGGAGAGGUGGUGUACUAUGAGGAAGAGGAGGAGCGAGCGUUGAGAGUGCAGAAAGAAAGAGAGAAGGCGGGAAGGGAGCAAGAAACGAAGGGAGGCAGGAGAGAGGGAGGAGGAGAGAGGGAGGGAGAAGAGAGGGAGGGAGGAGAGAGGGAGGGAGGAGAGAGGCGGGAAGGGCCAAAGAGAGGAGAGGAAGGGGAGGGCGAGCAGAGUCGAGGCACGCUGUGGGUGUUGUGGAAGCGGGACGUAGGGUGGGAGAACAAGCAGAGGAUCCUUCCGACGAGGGGGAGGGAGAGGGGAGGGAAGAAGAGGUAAAGGAAGAACAGGAGGAGGAGGAAGAGGAAGAAGAGGAGGAGGACGACGACGAGGAGGAGUAUGUGGUGGGGUUUCAGGGCAAAAGGAGGAGUG
Molecule: messenger RNA, 1029 nt
Organism: Closterium sp. NIES-67
Lineage: Eukaryota; Viridiplantae; Streptophyta; Zygnematophyceae; Desmidiales; Closteriaceae
Source: the annotation of a GenBank genome assembly